UCGAUAUUUUUGACUACAUCGAUGCAUCGAGUUGUAUGGGAUUCUUCAGAAAUUAUUUCAGAACAAAAUAGCAUACAUAAAUUGUACGUAAUUUCAAUUAAAUUACUCUAAUGAAGCUAAUUAUGUUUCAAGCGAAACUUGUGUGUCAGUUCUCAAAAAACAUCGCUGCAGUGAACAAAAUGUUCGAUGCAUCGAAGAAAAACAUCGAUAUUUUUGAUGCAUCGAUGUUUUUCCGACUUUCCUAUUCCAAAUACAACGAAGACAAAUAAAAUAAAGAAAAUAAUAAAGUCGAGAACAACAAAAUCCAAAGUAAUUAAAAUCAAGUAAAAUAAUCAAUGACUUCGACGCAUUAGCUUCAUAAGCCUGAGGCAAUAUCCAUAGAACCACAAUGCCAACAAACAUCUACCACGAAAGACAGACCCGCCAGUUGUGCGCCCUUCAUACACUCAAUAAUCUUUUCCAAGGUCAUGAAUCUUAUACAAAAGAACAGCUGGAUCAAAUAUGUAACGACCUCAGUCCCAACGUUUGGAUCAAUCCACAUCGUUCACCACUAGGUUUGGGAAACUAUGAUAUCAAUGUUAUAAUGACGGCGUUGCAAAUCCGGAAUUGUGAAGCCAUCUGGUUCGAUAAACGCAAAGACCCGUCCUGCAUCAAUUUAAAAUCCAUUGUCGGUUUCAUUCUAAACGUGCCUUCAGAUUACAAAUUCGGAUUUGUUACGUUGCCAUUGCAGAGGCGCCAUUGGAUAGCAAUACGGCGAAUCGACGACAAAUACUAUAAUUUGGACUCUAAAUUGCGAGAACCUGAAUGUAUUGGCAAUGAGACUGAACUACUAUCCUACUUGCGUUCGCAGUUGGAAACAAAUAAACGUGAACUGUUUGUAAUUGUGGAGAAAUCAGUGGUGGUUAGUGAACAUCAACAGCCAUAUUGGUUAAACGGAGAACCAAAUGGAAUACAUCAUAGUAAUAUCAACGAGUCAGACUGCACAACCUCAACGUAGAAAGAACGUGUAGCACUUUAAAAAGCUCUCUAGUCGUUUUUUCUAAUGUAAUUAGAAAAUACU
Rhagoletis zephyria (snowberry fruit fly) is the source of this 1060-nucleotide messenger RNA. Its product is annotated as josephin-like protein. Gene Ontology annotation, molecular function: cysteine-type deubiquitinase activity. The record is from RefSeq and is a predicted model, not a curated record. Gene Ontology annotation, biological process: protein deubiquitination. NCBI's taxonomy places the organism in Eukaryota, Metazoa, Arthropoda, Insecta, Diptera, Tephritidae.